CCCAAAGGCUCUCCUAAUGAACGUAUUUGUCAGGAUGACAUAAGUGAAUUUUGUUGUAAGGUCCUGUUUGUAAUUUGUCAUUAGUUAAGGGAUCUUUUUGUUAUUGAAUUCAUUUGUUGCUUUGUAAUUCUUGAGGGGGUUUUCGUGAUUCAAAGUUCAUGUAGCAAUUUACCGGCCUACAUUUGGAAACUUUGAUUUCGUGGUGAAUAGACACAACGGCAGCAAAAUCCAGUGGAAAGUAACUUGUUAGCAAAACCCUAAUUCUCCUUGAAAUCCCUCUUCUCUGUUGAAGUUUGGGUUCAGAAUUGUGAAACCAAACCAUGGCUCGAAACGAAGAGAAAGCUCAGUCCAUGCUCAAUCGAUUCAUCGCGUUAAAGGCUGAAGAAAAGAAAAAACCUAAAGAACAACGUCCAUAUCUAGCCUCGGAGUGUCGUGAUCUCGCCGAGGCCGACAAACAGCGCCAGCAAAUCAUGCGCGAAAUCGGCCGCAAAGUCGCCGAGAUUCAAAACGAAGGCCUUGGGGAGCACCGCCUCCGCGACCUCAACGACGAGAUUAAUAAACUAAUUCGCAAGAAAUCGCACUGGGAGCGACGAAUAGUUGAACUUGGCGGGCCUAAUUACACUAAACAUUCUGCGAAAAUGACGGAUUUAGACGGAAAUAUUGUUGAUGUUCCAAACCCUGGCCGGCGUGGCCCUGGCUAUCGGUACUUUGGGGCGGCAAAGAAGUUGCCAGGUGUAAGGGAGUUGUUUGAGAAACCGCCUGAGUUGAGGAAGAGAAGAACCCGGUAUGAUAUUUAUAAGAGGAUUGAUGCGAGCUAUUAUGGGUAUAGAGAUGACGAGGAUGGGGUUUUGGAGAGAGUGGAGGGGCUUGCGAAGGUGAAAAUGAGGGUGGAGGCAGAGGAGGAGUGGCGAAGGAUGGAGGAGAUAAGGAGAGAAGCUAAGAAGGCCGUCAAAAGUGGGGAAGUGGCAAGUGUUGGGGUUCUGAAGGAUCUAUUGUUUGAGGAGGAAGAAGAUGUGGUGGAGGAGGAGAGGAGGGAGAUGGAGAGGGAGAAAAUUGAGAAGGAGAGGGAGUUUGUGGUACAUGUGCCAUUGCCAGAUGAGAAGGAGAUUGAAAAGAUGGUGGUUGAGAGGAAGAAGAUGGAAUUGUUGAAGAAGUAUGCUACUGAAGGCUUGGUGGAAGAGCAGAAUGAGGCAAAAGCUCUGCUUAACAUUCACCGCUAGAUUAAGAGAAUGACAAUGUUAGUAAGAUUUUGUUUAGCUGUUGUGAAACAAUAGUUGCUUUAUUCAGUUGAAUCCUUAUGCUUUUGCUUAGUUGAUUGGAAAUUUGUUGAUAUAAAUAUUAUUUUUCUUAUUAUAUUUCCUCUACUA
This is a messenger RNA of Mangifera indica (mango), 1367 nucleotides long. RefSeq names its product pre-mRNA-splicing factor ISY1 homolog. Gene Ontology annotation, biological process: generation of catalytic spliceosome for second transesterification step; mRNA 3'-splice site recognition. The record is from RefSeq and is a predicted model, not a curated record. Gene Ontology annotation, cellular component: catalytic step 2 spliceosome; post-spliceosomal complex; post-mRNA release spliceosomal complex. The transcript has a single exon. Lineage: Eukaryota; Viridiplantae; Streptophyta; Magnoliopsida; Sapindales; Anacardiaceae. Bases 321 to 1220 code for a protein of 299 amino acids.